Molecule: messenger RNA, 719 nt
Organism: Cyprinodon variegatus (sheepshead minnow)
Lineage: Eukaryota; Metazoa; Chordata; Actinopteri; Cyprinodontiformes; Cyprinodontidae
Product: A-kinase anchor protein 6-like
Exons: 5
Coding region: 24-719 (231 amino acids)
Source: RefSeq, a predicted model, not a curated record
CAGCUCUUGAGGACAUCCUCCAUAUGGUUGAAAGCCAGUGGGAUCAACUCCAGAGGCAGAUCCGACGGCAACAUAGCUGGAUGCUUCGUGCUUUUCACUUCAUCCAAGCCCGCAUCCUCCACACCAGCCACACACUGGAACCCUUUACAGCCAUGUUGGAUAUGUCAGCAAAGCGGCAGCUUCCGUGCUUUCCAGAAGAGCUAAAUAUGGAGAAAACUUCAACUCAGAGUGACAUCCAGGAAAAUACCCUAAAGACCAUGUCAGUCAAACUGGGCAACCUGUACUGCUCCUCAUCCUCGAGGAGGGUUAGAGAUACCAUUAUCACCUGUUCACAGGAUUUCGAGGCAGAGUAUCAGGAACUCUGGGAUUGGCUGAUGGACAUGGAUGCUAUGGUAACUGACAGCCACCAGUUGAUGAUGUCAGAAGAGCAGAGGCAAUACCUCUUCAAAAGCUGCCUCACUGAAAUGCUGAUGAUGGAGAACUGGAAGACUAGUCUGCUCAGACAAGCAGCCAACCUAAAGAGGAGUGGGAGUGUACAGCCAAGCAACUUGCACAUCAAAAUGCAUAACCUUACACACACGUGGCAACAACUAGAGAGGGGGACAGAGAGGUUAGCAGAUAUCCAGGUAUGUUACAAGUUGAAUGAGAGCAGGUCUGUACCUGUUCAGAAAUUCAGGCUGAGCGGCAGAGGAGGGGAACCAGGAGGGUCCAGAGGCUGA